Messenger RNA from Conger conger (European conger), 2486 nucleotides. RefSeq names its product hepatocyte nuclear factor 4, alpha (gene hnf4a). The record is from RefSeq and is a predicted model, not a curated record. The transcript is spliced from 10 exons. Gene Ontology annotation, molecular function: zinc ion binding; nuclear receptor activity; RNA polymerase II cis-regulatory region sequence-specific DNA binding. Lineage: Eukaryota; Metazoa; Chordata; Actinopteri; Anguilliformes; Congridae. Bases 394 to 1785 code for a protein of 463 amino acids. Gene Ontology annotation, biological process: cell differentiation; positive regulation of transcription by RNA polymerase II; anatomical structure development.
UGUAUGUGUAUGUGUGUGUGUGUGCUUUUAUGUGUAUGUGUGUAUGCAUGUGUGUGUGCAUGUGUCUGUGCAUAUGUAUGAGUGUGUGUAUGUAAGGAUCUAUCUAUGCGCGUAUGAGCGUGUUCAUGUGCAUAUGUGUGUGUGCGUACAUGCAUGCGUGUUUAUGUGUGUGCAUGUGUGUGUUUGUGCAUGCAUGUGUGUGCGUGUGCGCAUGUGUGUGUGUGUGCAUGUGUGUGUGUGCAUACGUGCGUGUGUGUAGGUGUCUGUGUAUGUGUAUGUGUGUGCGUGUGUGUGUGUGUGUGUGUGUGUGCAUGGGGAGAGAGAGCACAGUAGGGGUGGGGCAGACUCAGACUGCCAGCCCGGUCGGUUCUUCUGAGCGUCAGAGCUGUGAGAAUGCGCUUGUCCAAAGCCCUGUCUGACAUGGAGAUGGCGGAUUACAGCGAGGCACUGGACCCGGCGUAUACCACGCUGGAGUUCGAGAACAUGCAGGUCCUCGGCAUGACCACAGACUCCUCGCCGGCUGAGAGCGCCAGCAUGAACGCCGCAAACCACCUGGGGGCAGGAAGUCUGUGCGCCAUCUGUGGUGACCGAGCCACGGGGAAACACUAUGGAGCAUCCAGCUGUGACGGCUGCAAGGGCUUCUUCCGCCGUAGCGUUCGCAAAAACCACAUGUACUCCUGCAGGUUCAACAGACAGUGUGUCGUUGACAAAGACAAGCGGAAUCAGUGUCGAUAUUGCAGACUGAAGAAGUGCUUUAGAGCAGGCAUGAAAAAAGAAGCCGUGCAGAACGAGAGGGACAGAAUCAGCACCCGGAGGUCCAGCUACGAGGACAGCAGCUUACCCUCCAUCAACGCGCUCAUCCAGGCGGAUGUGCUGUCCAGACAAAUUUCCUCUCCGCACCCCGUCCUGAACGGUGACAUCAGGGCGAAGAAAAUGGCCACCAUCACAGAUGUGUGUGAGUCCAUGAAGCAGCAGCUGCUGGUGCUGGUGGAAUGGGCAAAAUACAUCCCUGCCUUCUGUGACCUUGCCCUGGAUGACCAGGUGGCUUUGCUGCGAGCACAUGCAGGUGAACACCUUCUGCUGGGAGCUGCCAAAAGAUCCAUGCUGUACAAAGACCUGCUGCUGUUAGGAAACGACCACAUUAUUCCCCGUAACUGCCCUGAGCUGGAGGUGGGCCGGGUGGCAGUGAGGCUCCUGGACGAGCUGGUCCUGCCCUUUCAGGACCUGCAGGUCGACGACAGUGAAUACGCCUGCCUGAAAGCCAUCGUCUUCUUUGACCCAGACGCCAAAGGCCUGAGUGACACGGGGAAGAUCAAGCGCAUGCGCUACCAGGUGCAGGUGAGCCUGGAGGACUACAUCAACGACCGGCAGUACGACUCCCGCGGCCGCUUCGGCGAGCUGCUCCUCCUGCUGCCCACCCUGCAGAGCCUCACCUGGCAGAUGAUCGAGCAGAUCCAGUUCAUCAAGCUCUUCGGCAUGGCCAAGAUCGACAACCUGCUGCAGGAGAUGCUCCUGGGAGGUUCUGCUAAUGAGACGCCCCACGCACCCCACUCUCUGCACCCACACUUGGUCCAGGAGCACCUGAGCAGUAAUGUCAUUGUGUCUAGUGGCAUGACAGCUCCUGUCCACAACGGACAUAUCUCUGCUCCUGACACCCCGAUCCCGUCGCCGCCAGCAACCGGCAGCUCUGAGCACUACAAGCUGUCCCAGGGCGUGAUCGCCACGGUACCCAAACAGCCAAUCGCCAUCCUGCAGCCCACCAUCACAAAGCAAGAGGCCAUGUAAUACCCUCCUGCCCCUUGCUAACUCAAAACAAAUCUGCAGCAGAAACUAUGUCUAAUGUCCUAUUCCAGCAACCCAAUAUACCCCCAUGCCUCACACAACCACAACCCCAUCAGAAAGUAUAUCUACAUUUUUGGUCACAAAAGUAUUUUUAGGACUUUCUCUGGGUGAAUCUGGUGACUAUGUAACUCAUUGUUUCAUUUCUGGUUACCACUCAGGAGAGCAUGAUAUCAGACUGUAAAUUCUACACAAGGUUGUCAAUUUAUAUAUCUGAGCUCAUUUAUGAGGAAUGUGACACAUUUCUUUUUUUCCAUUGCCAUAUACGAUAUAUUUUACUCACUGUUUUGAAGACUCACAGUCAAACUGUAUCUUGCUUAAUCGCUUUCAAAACUGAAUAAUGUUACAAGAGUCCCUGUUUCUGUUAUCAUACAGUGUAUUAGGAAUUUAAAUCUCCAUCAAGGAUAUGAAAUCUUACUGAAAGAAUAUUAUAGCGUUUUGUAGCCAGAUGUUGCUAAAAGACACAGCAUGCAUUGCAAAUGUUUUUUUUCAGUGCUGCUCUUCAGCUACAAAGAUACAAAUCUGUAGCCUUUUUUUAAUGCACCCUGAACAUUACUUUGUCCCAGAAUUGUUUUUUAACACAGCCAUUCUUUCAUCUGUAAGUGUAUUUACAUUAAUUUACACACCAUUAAAAUGUCAAUAUAAAA